ACGAAAAUGGGGUGUCGCGUUAACCAGUCGCAAAUCUAGAAGUGGUGCUGGGGUCAUGUACUAAACACCGCUCUCUUCUCUCUGAAGAAAGAAAGAAGGAAGAAGAGAAUCAAAGCAAACACAAGAGAUUCACAUUUGUAAUCGUUUGACUCCUGCUGGAAUCUGGAUCAUUAGAUCCGAUCCCCGCCGGCAACCGCCAUGCCGUCCUUUACCGUUCGAUUUAGCCUUUCUCUCUUCGCCUUCCUCUUCCUCUUCCUCUCUUCUGUUAUCGCCUCUGAGUAUGAUCACAAGUAUCAACCUGAUGAGCCAGUUACUCUUUGGGUUAAUAAAGUUGGUCCAUACAAUAAUCCACAAGAAACAUACAACUAUUAUAUUCUCCCAUUUUGUCACCCAUCUGGCAAUCCUGCUCACAAAUGGGGUGGACUUGGUGAAGUCUUGGGUGGAAAUGAACUUAUCGACAGUCAGAUAGAUAUUAAGUUCUCAAAGACUGUUGAUAAAGGUAUCAUCUGUCAACUGGAACUUGAUGAAGCAAAGGUCAAGCAGUUCAAAGAUGCAAUUGAGAACAGCUACUGGUUUGAGUUUUUCAUGGAUGAUCUUCCUCUAUGGGGCUUUGUUGGUGAACUGCGUCCUGAUAAGAACAGCAAUAAUGGCAAGCAUGUUCUUUAUACACAUAAGGAUAUUGUUGUUAAGUACAAUAAAGAUCAGAUUAUUCAUGUAAAUCUUACUCAAGAGAGCCCGAGACCACUGGAAGCAGGGAGAACAUUGGACUUGACCUAUUCUAUCAAAUGGAUAUCAACUAAUGUAACAUUUGCACGUCGCUUUGAUGUUUAUUUGGAUUAUCCUUUCUUUGAACAUCAGAUCCAUUGGUUCUCUAUUUUUAAUUCGUUCAUGAUGGUUAUUUUCCUUACUGGUUUGGUGUCAAUGAUACUGAUGCGAACGCUUAGAAAUGACUAUGCGAAAUAUGCUCGGGAAGAUGAUGAUCUGGAGACCUUGGAGAGAGAUGUGAGUGAAGAGUCUGGGUGGAAACUUGUUCAUGGUGAUGUUUUCCGGCCUCCUCGCAAUCUCGUUAUCCUUUCAGCUGUCGUUGGCACUGGUGCUCAGCUAGCAUUGCUUGUUCUCCUGGUCAUUUUAUUGGCAAUUGUGGGAACACUAUACAUUGGGAGAGGAGCUAUUGUCACAACUUUUAUUGUGUGCUAUGCUCUAACAUCCUUCAUUUCUGGUUAUGUGAGUGGCGGGAUGUACUCACGCAAUGGGGGCAAAAAUUGGAUAAAAUCAAUGAUCCUUACAGCAUCUCUAUUCCCAUUUAUGUGCUUCGGGAUUGGCUUUGUCUUGAACACAAUUGCUAUAUUCUAUGGAUCUCUGGCUGCUAUUCCCUUUGGCACAAUGGUGGUAGUUUUUGUGAUUUGGGCCUUCAUUUCUUUCCCUCUGGCUCUUCUUGGUACAGUUGUUGGAAGAAACUGGAGUGGUGCUCCAAACAAUCCAUGUCGUGUGAAGACUAUCCCUCGUCCAAUUCCUGAGAAGAAAUGGUACCUCACACCAUCCGUAGUCUCUUUGAUGGGAGGUUUGCUACCCUUUGGAAGUAUAUUCAUUGAGAUGUAUUUUGUUUUCACGUCCUUCUGGAACUACAAGGUUUACUAUGUCUAUGGCUUUAUGCUGCUGGUUUUUCUUAUCCUCAUCAUUGUAACUGUUUGUGUAACAAUUGUGGGGACUUACUUUCUGCUUAAUGCGGAGAACUAUCACUGGCAGUGGACGUCUUUCUUCUCUGCUGCCUCAACAGCAGUCUAUGUGUACCUGUACUCCAUAUAUUACUACUAUGUGAAGACUAAAAUGUUUGGUUUCUUCCAGACAAGCUUCUACUUUGGAUACACGUUGAUGUUUUGCCUUGGUUUGGGAAUCCUCUGUGGAGCUGUUGGUCAUCUUGGCUCUAAUUUGUUUGUGAGGAGGAUCUACAGAAACAUCAAGUGUGACUAGAUUAUUCGAGAGUGGAACCAUAGACCUGGUGAUGCUUCCUGAGAAUUAUGGCUGCUGGGACUGGUAGGUUUUAAGAGGAAGCCAGUAGGAACGAGAAGUGUAUGGAAGAGCCAGAGUUCAGCCAAUGAAAUUGCAGGGUGAGUAGGAAGUAUUGUUGUCGACCUGAAAUCUGGUUCGGACUAGGGGAAGCCCUGAGCUUUUUUGGUUUUUCCCCCAAGCUGUAAGUGAAAAGCCUUAAUUUAGGAUUUGGAGAUUGUUUAAACUUUUAGCAAAAACAGCUGACAGCUGUCAUCUUAUAUUCUUUUUCCCUUAAUCCUUUUAUGUAGAGAAGAGUAUUUUCUCCUGAAAUUGUUUGCUUUUUGUAAUCAUUUGUGGAGAGAAGAAAGGUCACCAGGGCAAGGGUAUUAGGAAUUGAGCAUACUGGAGUUGGUACCAUAUUGAUUUUGUAAUCUUUCCAGGUUUGCACAUGUUUAUGCAGGGAAAAAACUACAUGACGAAUUUCAAAUUGAAUGUCUGUCUUAAAUUUUGGUAAGAUCUUAAUUCCACCACAUCAUUACCGGAUGAGAUCUAAUUGUUUAUGUUUACAAUCUCAAUUAUCAAGCAUUGAAAUUUUAAUGGUAAAGAUAGAUUGGAAAAAUGGAAGGAUAAUGGAACGCAACCGGAGGUCAGAGAAGUUCACAGAAGACAAUUUUCAGAUUAAAAAUGUGGGAAGUCGCAUGUUUUGUAAAAUAGAACGCUUUUGUAUUAAGAUCAGUGGGCUUGUGGUAUUUGUAGGCGUUUGCAGAAGGAAAGUUUAUGGAGGAAAUGGUUCGUAGAGCACACAGAAAUGAGUGGUUUGGUUUUUGACAAGUAGGUCAUCAAGUGGGUGAUUCCAUUUCUUGCAGGCAUCACAUCUGAUUGCAACAUUUUUUGAACCCUUUGUUUAUUUUUCGCUUUUUCUUAAAUUAUUCUUUUUCGAACACCUAAGUUUCUUAUUUAUUUUGUUUUUCUUCUCUGUGUAAGUCAGAAGCUGUUGAUCCACGCAUCACAUGGAUUGUGGCAACCACAUUCAUUCAUUGAGUGAGAAGAUAAAGUAAGCCACAAAAACAUGCCAUGUGGCAGAUAGGAUUUCAUGCCACUUCAUCUCGUGCCACAUUUUCCCAUUUAUGAAUACUUGCAACCCUCUCCCAUCCACUCUCUAGCACCAACAAGAAGCAUUGCAGCCCAAGUUCUGAACACAAAAAUGGCCUCCACAGCCCUAUCCAGCGCCAUGGUCAGCACCUCCUUUUUCCGUCGCCAACCCAUGGCGACAAGCCUUAAGUCCCUUCGAAGCAUUGGACAGGCUCUUUUCGGUGUCAAAUCCGGACGAGGUGGUCGUAUAACAGCAAUGGCAACUUACAAAGUUAAGCUGAUUACACCAGAUGGAACAAGCGAAUUUGAUUGCCCUGAUGACCAAUACAUUCUUGACGUGGCUGAGGAGCAAGGCAUUGACCUUCCCUACUCUUGCAGGGCUGGUGCUUGCUCUUCCUGCGCAGGAAAGGUUGUGGAAGGUAAUGUUGAUCAAUCCGACAACCAAUUCCUUGAUGAUGAUCAGCUGGGUAGCGGCUAUAUUCUCACUUGUGUGGCUUAUGUUCAGUCUGAUGUUGUGAUUGAGACACACAAGGAGGAAGAGUUGGUGGGUUGAUUUAUUCCUUGUGUCUUUCUUUAUCAUGUGUCUACGCCUGCGGUUUCUUGCUAAUUUACCUGUAGUGUACUGAAUUAUCAUUUCAAGGGAUACACUUGUUUUUCUCUUA
Messenger RNA from Carica papaya (papaya), 3743 nucleotides. Its product is annotated as transmembrane 9 superfamily member 1. Lineage: Eukaryota; Viridiplantae; Streptophyta; Magnoliopsida; Brassicales; Caricaceae. The record is from RefSeq and is a predicted model, not a curated record. Gene Ontology annotation, cellular component: membrane. Gene Ontology annotation, biological process: protein localization to membrane.